Messenger RNA from Cryptomeria japonica (Japanese cedar), 519 nucleotides. Its product is annotated as dirigent protein 1-like. Lineage: Eukaryota; Viridiplantae; Streptophyta; Pinopsida; Cupressales; Cupressaceae. The record is from RefSeq and is a predicted model, not a curated record. The transcript has a single exon. Bases 1 to 519 code for a protein of 172 amino acids.
AUGGCUUCACAAAUGCUAUACUUUAUCGUCCUCUCCCUUGCAAUAUUAUCUUGUUCAUGGGGAUAUCAACAAGAGGAGAAUAUUGUGUUUUACUUGCGUGACAUAGUGAGCAAACCCAAUGCAACAGCCAUAGUAGUUGCAGGAGCAAAUGGAUCAACAUCCAUACAGAAUCUAGACUUUGGAUCGGUGGUGGUUAUAGAUGAUUUUCUCACUGAAAUGCCUGGUCCCUCUUCCACCGUUGUGGGAAGGGCCAAAGGAUUCUAUGCCUAUUCAGAUGUUGACGCCAAUGCAGUUCACAUGGUGUUCUCCCUUGUGUUUCAGAAUAGGAAAUAUAAUGGGAGCACCCUUGAAUUCCAUGGAACACUAGAUAUCCUCACGAGGUCCUCUGGAAGUGAGGUGUCUGUGGUGGGAGGAACGGGAAAAUUGAGGUAUGCUCGUGGGUAUUCCAUCCUUACUUUCCAAUCGGACAUUGGCUUGGAUAGCAUUGUCGAAUUCAACACUUCCUUUCGACUUGAUUAA